UUUUUUGGGGUCAUUUCCUUAUCUCAGAAUACGUCGCUAGACUCUGUAGAAAUGAACUGAGAUCUGCAAAUUCUUUCUAGGUUUGGCAUUAACUUGCAAAUGGAUCAGUCUUGUUAAUUUAGAUUUGAUUAGGAGCACCUGAGGUGAAUAAUUGAAGAGUUUCUCAAUAUUGCACGUUUCGGGAACUUGAGGGUCUUCAUUGUACACAGACAUGCUCAAGGUCCCUGAUCACCAGGUUGCAGGACACAAAGCUGGUAAUGGGAAGCUUGGUCCCCUUGUAGAUAAUUCUGGACGUUUCUACAAGCCUCUUCAGGGUGAUGAGCGUGGAUCCAAUGAGGUUUCUUUCUAUGCAUCAUUUUCUUCAGACACCAGGAUCCCUGUCCACAUCCGCAGAUUCUUCCCGAAUUUUUAUGGCACUCAGCUUGUAGAGGCCUCCGAUGGAUCUGGCUUGCAACCUCAUCUAGUUUUGCAAAAUCUUACUUUAGGUCAAGUUAAUCCAUCGAUAAUGGACAUUAAAAUUGGUUCAAGAACUUGGCCGCCUCAAGCAACCGAGGAUUAUAUCCAUAAGUGUUUGAAGAAAGAUAGACAAAGUACUAGCAUUCCGUUAGGAUUCAGGUUUUCAGGGUUGCAAAUUUAUGAAAGCAAAGAAUCUGGAUUCUGGAAGCCGGAGAAGAGGUCUAUUAAGUGUCUUUCAGCUGAUGAAGUUAAAUUAAUUCUGAGAAAGUUUGUUUCUUCUCACGUGUCUGAAAAAAUGGAUUUGAAACCAGAUUGUACUUUUGCGUCUGUUGUUUAUGGUGGUUCAGCAGGUAUUUUAGCACAAUUAUUGGAGUUAAAAGCAUGGUUUGAGGAUCAAACUAUUUAUCAUUUUUAUUCUUGUUCUGUUCUUAUGACAUACGAAAAAGAGCUAAUAUCAUAUGGAAAGAGCCCACAUGCCGAGAUCAAGCUCGUUGAUUUUGCACACGUUGUUGAAGGCAAGGGCGUUAUUGACCACAACUUCUUGGGUGGGCUCUGCUCGUUAAUAAAGUUCAUUUCUGAGAUCCUUACCAUGCCAGAUGAGCGCACAACUGAAUCUUCUUCGGAAGAUUUUCAGAAGAAUGGGAUUUCUGAGGGUGGUACUCCUUGAACAAUGGAUACUUAUCAGUUAGGUGCACUUGGUAUUUGUUUAGUGACAGUAUCUUGAUGGAAGUAUGGAAUAAAGACUGUAAUACUUUUUAAACUGAAAUUAUUUCCGUUGAAUUUCGAAUUUCAUGCAGCUGUUUUUCUU
Olea europaea var. sylvestris is the source of this 1264-nucleotide messenger RNA. RefSeq names its product inositol polyphosphate multikinase alpha. Gene Ontology annotation, biological process: inositol phosphate biosynthetic process. Lineage: Eukaryota; Viridiplantae; Streptophyta; Magnoliopsida; Lamiales; Oleaceae. Bases 212 to 1123 code for a protein of 303 amino acids. The record is from RefSeq and is a predicted model, not a curated record. The transcript is spliced from 3 exons. Gene Ontology annotation, cellular component: cytoplasm; nucleus. Gene Ontology annotation, molecular function: inositol tetrakisphosphate kinase activity; inositol-1,4,5-trisphosphate 3-kinase activity.